Molecule: messenger RNA, 1250 nt
Organism: Stomoxys calcitrans (stable fly)
Lineage: Eukaryota; Metazoa; Arthropoda; Insecta; Diptera; Muscidae
Exons: 2
Coding region: 50-1144 (364 amino acids)
Source: RefSeq, a predicted model, not a curated record
CUGAAAUCUUUGCAAGUGUAUGGAUUAAAGAACUAAAAAAUCGGCAAACAUGGGACAAUUUAAAGGGAUUUUGCUGUUCAUCGCUUUGAUGUGUCUCACGCACUGCUCGUUUGGGGCCAAUGAGAUGAUCGGUUUGUUGGAUAAUUACAAAGACUUGACUGGUGAUGAGAUCAAAGCCUUGCUCCCCUUAUUUGAACAGCUGCAAUUGCAAUACGAUCUAAUCAUGAAGGAGGCCAAUAAGGAAGAUGUUAAAGUAGAAGGAGAAUUUGCAAAAAUUUAUGAGGCCACCAUCAAGGAAUUUGAUUCACAGUUUGCUUCCUUCAUGGACGAGGAUGCCACCACGGUCUAUGACACAUCAUUGCCCACCGUUGAGGAUAUAAUGGGAAAACCAGAUUGGGAAAACAUGACUCCGGAACAAAGGGAUGAAUUCCUGGACAUACAAAGUAUACUCCAAGACACCUUGGAUGAGACAAAGGAGGGCCUUAACGAAUUGGUUGCCCGGGCAGUGCAAAUCGAAGCUGAACUUAUAAAGAUUAACAAACCCAAAAUUGUAAUGGGUGUACUCAAUGGCUUGAGUGCCAUAUACAAAGUGGCCAGUCGUGUGGGUCGUGCUUCUUAUUGUACCUACUCCCACAUGCCCCAAUUGAAUGCUUCCUUGCAUCAAGUGUAUGAUGGUGUGGACUGUUAUCUCCUCACCACUUCCCUCAUAGUGCGGAUUCAAAAUGAAAUAUAUGACACGGUAAAAGUACUGCGCAAAACCAUCUCCGAUUUGGCUGUGGUUUAUAAGAAAGUGGCCAACAAGAAUACGCUAAUGGGAAAAAUUGUAUCCAUGAUUAUGAAUAUGAAAAAGGUGACUUGGAGUGUAUUUGGAGCAUUGCGUCAGGCGCAUGAUGUCAUCGGACUUGUGGUUACCCAAUUGCCGGAGACUACAUCAAAUAUUUACAAAUGUGGCACGAAUAUGCUGGACAAUGUUCCAUUUAUAGUGGAAACGGUAUCCAAUGUGACCGAGUGCAUUACAUUUGUGGAUAAUUCCAAACCCGACUAUGGUUUCUUGGAUCCAGAGAACUCAACUCGUAUUCCAGAGCUGUAUCCCGAUCCAGAAAGUGGUGAAACCGACAGCGAUGAGAGUUGGGAAUUGUUUUAAUGAUCUUAUAAGACUUGAGAAAAAUUGUAAAUGUUUAUAUGUAUGUUAAUUGGUUUAGAGUAAAAAAUAAAUGAAAUGUUAAAGCUUUUUAUUAUAGCAAAAAUUA